ACCAUCAUGGCGGCGGCCAGAGGCCUUCCCGACUCCCGGAAGCAAGCUGUGAGGGGCGGGCGCGUUGUUGGAACCCGAGCCGGAGCCGGAGCGGGGAGGGCGGCCGGGCGGCCUGGAGCCGGACGUGUCCGGAGCGUCCCCGCAGACCGGGGCAGCAGGUCGUCCGGGAGCCCACCAUGCUGGUGACUGCCUACCUUGCUUUUGUCGUCCUCCUGGCCUCCUGCCUGGGGUUGGAGCUGUCAAGAUGCCGGGCAAAACCCCCUGGAAGGGCCUGCAGCAAUCCCUCCUUCCUUCGGUUUCAACUGGAUUUCUAUCACGUCUACUUCCUGGCCCUGGCAGCUGACUGGCUCCAGGCCCCCUACCUCUAUAAACUCUAUCAGCAUUACCACUUCCUGGAAGGUCAAAUUGCCAUCCUCUAUGUCUGUGGCCUUGCCGCCACAGUUCUCUUUGGCCUAGUGGCCUCCUCCCUCGUGGAUCGGCUAGGUCGCAAGAAGUCUUGUGUCCUCUUCUCCCUCACUUACUCUCUCUGCUGCUUAACCAAACUCUCUCGGGACUACUUUGUGCUGCUGGUGGGCCGAGCCCUUGGUGGGCUGUCCACAGCCCUGCUCUUCUCAGCUUUCGAGGCCUGGUACAUCCAUGAGCACAUGGAGCGGCAUGACUUCCCUGCUGAGUGGAUCCCAGCUACCUUUGCCCGAGCUGCCUUCUGGAACCAUGUGCUGGCUGUAAUGGCAGGUGUGGCAACUGAGGCUGUGGCUAGCUGGAUGGGGCUGGGGCCUGUAGCACCCUUUGUGGCUGCCAUCCCUCUCCUGGCUCUGGCUGGGGCCUUGGCCCUUCGCAACUGGGGAGAGAACUAUGACCGACAGCGUGCCUUCUCAAGGACCUGUGCUGGAGGCCUGCGCUGCCUCCUGUCAGACCGCCGUGUGUUGCUGCUGGGCACCAUACAAGCACUGUUUGAGAGUGUUGUCUUCAUCUUUGUCUUCCUCUGGACGCCCGUGCUGGACCCACAUGGGGCCCCGCUGGGCAUUGUCUUCUCCAGCUUCAUGGCAGCCAGCCUACUUGGCUCUUCCCUGUACCGCAUCGCCACCUCCAAGAGGUACCACCUUCAGCCCAUGCACCUGCUCUCCCUUGCUGUCCUCAUCGUUGUCUUCUCUCUCUUCAUGUUGACUUUCUCCACCAGCCCAGGCCAGGAGAGUCCAGUAGAAUCCUUCAUAGCCUUUCUACUUAUUGAGUUGGCCUGUGGGCUAUACUUUCCCAGCAUGAGCUUCCUGAGGAGAAAAGUGAUCCCUGAGACAGAACAGGCUGGUGUACUCAACUGGUUCCGGGUACCCCUGCACUUACUGGCCUGCCUAGGGCUCCUUGUCCUCCAUGACAGUGAUCGAAAAACAGGCACUCGGAACAUGUUCAGCAUCUGCUCUGCUGUCAUGGUAAUGGCUCUGCUGGCAGUGGUGGGACUCUUCACCGUAGUAAGGCAUGAUGCUGAGCUGCGGGUGCCCUCAGCUACUGGGGAGCCCUGUGUCCCUGAGCUCUAACCCUGUUCCAGGACAAGUGGUCUGGGAUGGACUCUUGAAACCCACCUCUCCAGGGUUGUACAGAUCUCUCUGUGACUGACUUUGUGGCUCUUUCUCCUGCAGCCCCUCCUGCCAGUGCUUUGUGUUGGGGAGAAUAUGGGGGUGAUGGACUGCAAAGAAGAUGCCAAAAGUUGCCUCUGUGUUACAUCUUUCCCCUUCCCAUUUAAAA
Messenger RNA from Cynocephalus volans (Philippine flying lemur), 1737 nucleotides. RefSeq names its product major facilitator superfamily domain containing 5 (gene SLC61A1). Lineage: Eukaryota; Metazoa; Chordata; Mammalia; Dermoptera; Cynocephalidae. The transcript has 2 exons. Gene Ontology annotation, cellular component: membrane. Gene Ontology annotation, molecular function: molybdate ion transmembrane transporter activity. Gene Ontology annotation, biological process: molybdate ion transport. The record is from RefSeq and is a predicted model, not a curated record. Bases 177 to 1529 code for a protein of 450 amino acids.